AUGGUACAAAACAAAAUUCAGUAUCAAUUUAUCCAUGAUGUUUUAGCUGAAGAGAUUUUGACUGGCUUCUCAGAGAUUUUUGUCACUUCCAUUCCUGAGGAGUUUAAGAAACUGCAAACAAGCAAAGCAAAUGGGGAAAAAUCAAUGCUUAAAAAGCAAUAUGAGGAAUUCAUAUUUCCACUGAAUCAAUCUCAUCCAACAGAAUCAUAUCAAGAGUCAAUAUAUACAAAUGUUGAGGAAAAUAAUGUGUUUAAAGCCAGUUGCAAAACUUUCCAUGAACCUAUAUUUGUUGAUGGUUUCUUCAUGAAGAAUGAAUUUAUGUUAACCCUUCAACCAUCCAAAAAAAAUGCAGACAUGUUUUGGAAGCUUAUUUAUGAGAAGAGGUACUCAAUCAUCGUCAUGCUUGAUGAUACACCUAAAGUUUCUUCAACUAAACAGAAUGCACUUGAACCAGUUUAUGUUGUUCAAUUCCAGUCCAAAAUUUGGCAAAGAAAGCAGCUUCCUUUUCCAUCUGAUCUCACUGAUCUCAUUCAAACUGUUACUAAUUCUUGUGGACUAAGAAAACAACUUCUUAUUCAUUGCAAGGAUGGCAUCACCAAAAGUAGUAUUUUUUGUGUUCUAUGUGUGAUGAUUUGCAAGAUAAGAAUGAAUGAGACGGUCAGCAUUUUGAGACUUCUUCGGUCCAUGAAGAAAAAAAAUCCUCAAAUUGUCACUGACUAUGAGUCAUACAAAUUCUGCUGGUCAGUUGCUGAAAUACUGCAAGAUGAAAAUUCCACUUAUUAUUCCUACUGUCAUUCCCAGGAAAUACCCGAAAUAGUCUAA
Messenger RNA from Acanthosepion pharaonis, 822 nucleotides. Lineage: Eukaryota; Metazoa; Mollusca; Cephalopoda; Sepiida; Sepiidae. The record is from the annotation of a GenBank genome assembly.